Zootermopsis nevadensis is the source of this 3818-nucleotide messenger RNA. The record is from RefSeq and is a predicted model, not a curated record. Lineage: Eukaryota; Metazoa; Arthropoda; Insecta; Blattodea; Termopsidae.
UUUCGCCCGCCCAACAACACUAAUGUAAUAAUAUAUUUGGAAAAGUAACGAAGUAAUUGUAGGUGUGAAUCUAAACUUAAUUUUAAAUUCCAAACACAGUUUUUAUUUGAAUAUGAUAUCAAUAUUGGUUUUAUUAAAAGUGCCAAAUUCAGAAUAACAUAUGCCAUGAAGGCAUCAACUGUAUAUACCAAGCCCAAUCCAUACACCCGUUGUAAAUGAGCUGUGUUCAAAAAGUACAUACCAUUGAUGCAGUAUGGCGUCGAAAGGAUUAUGUCAGGAACGAAAUAACACAGAAAAUGAAGAAUCCGAAAUUGUUCCAGAUUUUGAACCAGGGGCGUCUCUUGAGAGUAUGCUUGUUACAACUGAUUCUUUUGAGGAACUGGAACAGGAAAUGGAUUCUAGUUUUGAUGAAAGGCAAAUGAAAGAAAGUACAACCAGCACUAUUAGUGAGAUUCAAGAAGAAUUGCAUGAUACAACUAUCCCUGAGGACUCGAGUUCUGAUCAGGAUGACAAGCUAAUUGAAAAUGAUGAAGUGGAAGAAGUAGCAUCACAGUUAAGUGAAACAAGCCUCACAUCCAAUGAAGAAGGUAACACUGCAGCCACUCCCGUUGGCUCCUUGCCAGAGGAAGAGUAUUGGCAAAACCCUGAAUGGAAGGAAAGGAAGAAACAUGUAUUUAUUCUUAGUGCAGCUGGGAAACCAAUAUAUUCAAGGUAUGGUAGUGAAGAUAAACUGGUAACCAUAUUUGGGGUCAUGCAGGCACUAGUGUCAUUUGUACAAACAAAUCAAGAUACAAUUCGGUCCAUCCAUGCAGGGAACUCUAAGUUUGUGUUCCUUAUAAAAGGUCCUAUCAUCCUUGUUUCUGUGUCACGGACAACAGAAAGUGUGUCGCAACUGGUCCUGCAGCUCACGUAUGUGUACAAUCAAAUUGUAAGUGUUCUUACAUCCUCACAACUGACCAGAAUUUAUGAGCAGCGGCGUAAUUAUGAUCUUCGUCGUCUGCUAGCUGGCGCAGAACGACUGAUUGACCACCUACUGAACUUUAUGGAACGAGAACCAGCAUUUCUUCUUGGUGCAGUGAAAUGUUUGCCAUUAACACCAUCUGUGAGGGAUUCUAUUACACAGACAAUCGUACAAACUUGUGGCAAAAUUAAGAACUUGGUGUUUGGUAUACUGCUUGCCAAGAACCAGCUUAUUACAUUGGUACGCAUGAAGAAAUACUUCAUUCAUCCAGCAGACCUGCAUCUGAUUUUCAAUCUAGUGAACUCAUCCGAGUCAUUCAAAGCCGCAGAGAGCUGGACACCUAUAUGUUUACCCAAAUUUGACUCAAGAUUCUUACAUGGGCACGUAUCCUAUCUGUCAGAUGACUGUCAGGCAUGUUUGUUACUACUGACUGUGGAUCGAGAUGUAUUCUUCACACUGUCGGAGGCAAAGCAGAAAAUUGUAGAGAAACUACGACGUGGGAAUUGUCUAGAAGCAAUCAAUGAGAGUGUGAACAGAGCAAGCUACACAGCAUCGCAGGUAGGGGUGCCUGAAAUGCGACAUUUCCUGUACAAGUGCAGGUCAACAGCACAGUUCUGGAGCCCAGCACUGGAGCCUCCAUAUCAUGUGACUGAGGAAUCAGAGCGGUUACUGGGCCUGUAUCAAGCCCUACAUCACCGCCUCCAUGCUGCCUCACGACCGCUCAAGUUGCUGCACCAGCAGUUAGAAAAAGAAACUAUGCUGGGUUGGGUUACAUCUGGUUUUGAACUAUACAUAACAUUUGAACCUCUAGUGACAAAGCACAGUGCUAUCAAUGCUGUCAACAAACUUCUUAGGUGGAUCAAGAAGGAAGAAGAUCGACUGUUUAUUCUCAAUGCACCUACAUUCUAGUAUAGCUAAUGAAAAACAGCAGUUCUCAUCAUACAGUGGAGGAUUUGUGGGAUCUUUGUAACUCCUCACCGAGAUCUUUGCAAAUGUAACUUGGGGGUGUUUCCUUGUUUUAUUACUAUAGUUUGUAGUAUUUGUACAACUGUAGCAUAACAUAUGCAUCACCCAUGCUUUUUUAAGAUAAUUUAAUUUGUCAGAACUUUGUAUGGCCAUAAUACCUGUAUCGAGCAUCUUUUUGAGAUAACCAAGAGUAAAUAAUUGAUUUAAUGCAAAUUAAAUACCAUUUGAAUUCUUAAAAUGACCACAAUAUUUCACAGAACUUAACAAAAGAAUAUGAAGUAUAGUGUUAAGCAGAAGUACUACUCUGUUAAAAAACAAAGAAUAAUGAAAAUCUCAGAAAAAUAUCCUAAUUAUCCCUAAAUUUGAAGCUGUGCUAAAAUAUACAGGACCUAAAAUAGGACAUUAAAAUCCGGUCUGUAUGCCACCACCGUCAGGGAAACAAAAAUCAUGACUUUACAAAUUUUUGGCACUUCAUAUGCCCAGAGAGACAUACAGAAAGCACUGCAAGUAAUUCAGAAACUGUCUGAAGCAUCACACACUGCCACCAACAUGGAUCCUGAAUCAGACCUUUUUAAUCAUUAGGGAACAACAAAGCUACAACACUCAAUUAUAAACAUUUAAUAUGCGAAAAUUAUCUAAAACAACCUUAAAUCAGGACACUGCACUGUGAAACCUUUAGGCUAUGUACCAACAUUUCAGAGGAUUAUACUGUCUCUGUCUUCAGGGUUGAAGAUACAACCCAGAAGACUGUCUGUAUUCACAUUUGCUGUGAAAACUUCAACUCCUACAUCUAAUGUAAAUGUUAAUAGUAAAAAAUAUGUAUUUUCUGGAAACAGUCCAUGAAAAUGAAAAAUAUACCACAUGUAAUUAUAUGCAGAUAGAUUAUUUACCCACCAAUCAUAAUAUUCCCAUCUCAUUCAAUACAUGAAGCUGAAACAGAACCUAGUAAUAAGCAUGAGGCUGCUUUGUGUGCUAGCUUGGAAAAUGAUUUUGGGGAUUAUCCUCGGUUUUCAAAGAAUCAUCAAGAAGUGUCGAAGAAAGCAUUUAUAUUUGUAUUUUUAAGAAAAACUGAAAGUACAUUACUUGUCCUUGAAUGUAACUUUUAUCAAGGUUGGUUACACAUUGGACACAGCAGACUCCUAUUUAUCUGGGGGCAGAUUAACCAGGGUCUAUCUGAUUUAAACAGAAAUUAUUGAGAAAAUCUGUUGUAAAAGUUAAAACAUUUGAAAAGUAAUAAAUAAAUACAAAAAUUACAUAUUAAAAUUAACUGCUGCUAGAACUUGAAGUUUAUGACAAUAGAAUGUUACUACUAUCCACUGGAAUCCAUUUUAAAAAAUAGUUGGUAUAUACUGUAUAAAAUUUUAUAUCAGAUCCUUUCUGUUAUUAGAAAAUCUUUACAAAUUAAUGCCUGUAAAUAAACUUAUGUAUCUGUUUCAUUUGCAUGUUUGUCUCAUUCUUUCACAUUAUCUGGAAAAAUACAUUUCCCAACCAACCUGGAUAAUCAAGAGUCUACUGUAACUGCUAAAUAUUUUUGUCUUUACAUAUUACACACAUGGCAAUUUACAAACAUGUCUUGAAACGUGCAUAAUGUUUUACUGGCACUCGUUUGUGAACAAUCUUAUAAACCAGAUUGAAACAUUUCAGAAGGUAUUAAGGAAAGCAAGACCUACUUUUUAGCCUUUGUAACAUUUUAUAUACUCAGUAUUAUCAUGAAUUACUUGAGACCACAGUCAAUUUAUAUUUUAGCUUGAUGCAAGAAACAGGAUUGCAGCAAUGAAAUGUUGCUACUGUGUAGCAAGGAUUUUCAUGGCCAUAUUGUUUUGUAAUGCACAUACAUAUGUAGUACUGUAAUCAACAUUUGUAAAAUAAAGUGCAAGUAUUAAUGGACAAA